GGUCCCAACCUUUAUCAAUAAACCGCCCGUUGAGUUCGAUCAAGGAGGCCUAAGAAAGCGUUUGUGUCUGGCAGGUAUACGAAGACGGGUUGUAUCAGGGCCUUUACACGAUCCCAACGCGCCAAAUGCAAUCGUACUUUAUGAUCCUAAUGAUGAUGAAGAAGUAAAACCAAAACAAGAAGAAAUUAAGACCAAAAAUAAAUCAGUAGCAGAUAUCUUGGGAUUCAAGAAUGAAGCCAACAAGAUCGUUCACGUGGUUGUUGAUCCUGUUCUGGGUAAUAAACUUCGACCGCAUCAAAUUGAAGGCGUAAAGUUUCUGUAUAAUUGCACGACGGGAAGAGUGGUUGAAAACGCGCAUGGCUGUAUCAUGGCGGAUGAGAUGGGUCUCGGUAAAACACUUCAAUGCAUAACUCUUCUGUGGACCUUAUUGAAGCAAUCACCUGAAGCAGGCAAAAAAACAAUCGAAAAGUGUAUAAUCGUCUGUCCUUCAAGUCUCGUUCAUAAUUGGGCAAACGAAUUGGUUAAAUGGUUGGGGUCCAUUAGAAUUAAAUCGUUGGUAAUGGACAACAAAGGAUCAAAAGAGAACACGUUGAAAGCGCUCAGAUAUUUCGCCG
This is a messenger RNA of Acaulospora morrowiae, 614 nucleotides long. Lineage: Eukaryota; Fungi; Glomeromycota; Glomeromycetes; Diversisporales; Acaulosporaceae. The record is from the annotation of a GenBank genome assembly.